Molecule: messenger RNA, 738 nt
Organism: Ectocarpus sp. CCAP 1310/34
Lineage: Eukaryota; Phaeophyceae; Ectocarpales; Ectocarpaceae
Source: the annotation of a GenBank genome assembly
AUGCAGCACAUGCCUAUCCUCGUCAUCACGGACAUCAUGUGUCGUGUAGGACCGAUCGUCCACGGCAUCUGCCAGACGGCGGCGCCGAACAAAGGAGUACUACCCCGGGUUGGCGAGCCUGAUGAGCAUGGCAUGCGGAAGGUAGACAUCCCGGCACUUGCACCUCUGGGAAACUACUUUCUUGGCGCCGAUCAGGUUUCGGAGCCUGCACAGCAGGAAAAGUGCACCCAGAGCAAUGUGUACAAUCUCCUGCGUGAUGCGCAACCUUCUCCUCCGGUUCAACGGUUGGACUUCGGUCAGCUUCUCAGCGUUUCAGCAUGGCAGGAUAAAGAAGGGAACACCGCCGUGGCCUUCGUGCUGCUUGCUCGGGCCCGUUUGCGGAACCUGCGCCGCCAAAGCCACCACUCCAUAGACCUCUUUGAGGUAGUGGCUGUUCCGAACGUGCGCCUCACCAAGCUCGUGGCUUUCAUCAGCGAAGGACAAGACGAGGAUGUCCCGCCAGCAGUACUUGUCGAGGAAGAGCAGGUGGCCCCGGGCUCGGUGCUGCUGACGUUAUCGGCACAGAGCGUGUUCUCCACACGCGUUCUCGCGGUGGCGACUGGGUCCACAACCGGCAAGGCUCCGGAACUCCCUGCCUUCUCUCAGCAUCUUUGCGAACCUGUGGCUGGCCAGAAUGACGUUCGACCUGACGCGCUCGACGACCUGGUUUUGACCUAUGCCCAGGUAGAUCACUGCUGA